UUUUUUUUCAAAAUUUCGUCCUUUCCACUAACUUUGUUAUAUUUUUUUCAGGGUGGUCGAUGUGGAAUCUGUGCACAGAGUGUGAAAACGGGCCAAGGCACGGCGAUUUUCACGGCGGAGUGUUCCCAUUCCUUUCAUUUCCCCUGCAUCGCCGCCCAUAUAAAAAAGCGACAAUUACUAAUUUGCCCCGUCUGUUCCAUCACCUGGAAAGAGCUCCCUUUACUCUCUCUUCAGCAAACGGAACAACCUAAUAAAACAUCUCUGAAAGACAUCAAAACGAAGUCGUUUCGUGUCUAUAACGACGAUGAACCAUUAGCCUCCCCUGUUUCUCAUUCUCAGUUUAAUCCCAUUCCAGAAUCCGAAGAAACCGAAGACGACUUAGAAGAGGAAUUCCAAGGCUUUAUUGUUACUCCGAAGAUUGGGACAGAAGUUGGAGUUAAUGCGAGAAAUGUGGAGGUUAGGCUAUUACGAGAGGCGGCGAUGGUGGCAGUUGGGAGGAGUUAUGAAAGUUACGUGGUCGUCAUGAAAGUGCACGCGCCAACCGUGACGCGUGGGGUGAAGAGGGCUCCGAUUGAUUUGGUUACCGUGUUGGAUGUUAGCGGGAGUGGGAUGCGGUUGCAGAUGGUUAAACGCGCGAUGCGGUUGAUUAUCUCUUUGCUUAGCGAAACGGACCGUUUGUCGAUCGUGGUAUUUUCAUCGAGUUCGAAACGGUUGAUGCCGUUAAAAAAGAUGAGUUCCAACGGACGGAGAUCUGCGCGGAGGAUUGUGGACGCGCUGGGGAGUAACGGGCAAGGGAUGAGUGUCAACGACGCAGUUAAAAAGGCGGCUAAAGUGUUGGAAGACCGCAGAGAGAAAAACGCCGUUGCCAGCGUCAUGAUCUUAUCCGACGGUCAGGAUAAACAGUCCCAAUUGUAUCCCCCCAAUCAGAACCUCCCAGUUGUUUCAACCACGCGCCUGGCCCAUUUGGAAAUCCCCGUGCACUCCAUCAGUUUCGGUACGUGCGCCCACGCUCCAAACGACGACGCGUUUGGUAAAAUCGUGAACGGUCUCGUGAGCGUGGUGGUGCAGGAUGUCAGGCUCCAACUGGGAUUCGUAUCCGGGUCAGCCCCAGCAGAGAUUUCUUCUGUCUAUUCAUUUAAGUCCCGGCCCGCUUCGGUCGGGUCGAAUUCGGUGCGGGUCGGGGAUUUGCACUCUGACGAGGAGAGAGAAUUAUUGGUGGAAGUGAAAGUACCGGUAUCUUCGAGUGGCUCCCACAGGGUGAUGUCCGUACGAACCUCUUACAGAGAUCCAUUUACUCAGGAGAUGGUCUACUCGAGGGAU
Molecule: messenger RNA, 1320 nt
Organism: Theobroma umbraticum
Lineage: Eukaryota; Viridiplantae; Streptophyta; Magnoliopsida; Malvales; Malvaceae
Product: putative E3 ubiquitin-protein ligase EDA40
Source: RefSeq, a predicted model, not a curated record